GUGCUGAAGCGGGCCCGGGCCGGUGUACGUGCUUCCUGGGGACGGUUGUUGCCGCCAUCGCCAACGGCACUCCGCUCCUCGCUCACGACAAUUCAUGGUUCGAUCGUUACGUGGUCCUUUUGCUCCAGGGCCAGAGGUCGGCCGGCGGAGAUCAGCACUGCUACAGCCCGGCGGCGGGCCGCAGACGCCGGAGGGAGGGGUAUAUCCAUCGUCGUAGCCGUAGCCAUAGCCUCAGCCAUCGCCGUCGAGGCCAUAUUUCGUCCUCCUCUGUUGUCUCCCUGCCGUUUUGUGUGAUCGGUCUUUUGCUGUCCAUAUCUCCCUCCUCUGUCGAUCGCCGCCUCUCUCUCUUCCAUUCCUUUUUGUCAAUCAGUCAGAGGAAGGUCCGUCGGGACGGGGCGGUCGCGCCAAGUGUGCGACGGAAGGUUGAGCGGCGGGUGAAGACAGCGCGAAGAGAUGACGACCCUUGUGGAGACGUCCGACGAGGAGCCGACCCUCGCCGUUGCACGCUAUGUCGCGCAAAUGGCUUGGGCGGACGCCGGGGAAGACAUAUCUGAGCCGGCGGUUGCGCAGUACUGCGCGGAGGCGGAGGAUUUAAUGGCGGCCGGGCGCAACGUCGACCUAGUCAGCCUUCUCGUGACCUCGGCGGACAUCGUCCUCUCCAAUGCCUCUGAUAAAGACCUUGAGUGCAUUUUCAUGGUUAUCUGCAAUGUGGCGGCGAAAGCAACUAGCGAGGAAGAAGCGAUGAGAAUGUCGAGCCAAAUCACGGCCGCAUUGACUGCGCAAACGAGCAAGGCGGCGCUUAAGAUCAAGCUUCUUUUCCACCUGUACAACACCAUCAAGAAGGCUCCUUAUGCUAGGUUCCUCCUGUACAGACGCCUGCUUGAGUUCGCCAUAGCCGCCAAGGUGACAGACCUUGUCACUCCCUCGCUUAAGAGGUUGGAGGCGUUCUUGAAAGAGUGGAAUGUGACCGUUCAGGACCAAAGGGGCCUCUAUUUGACGGCGACGAAUCUGUUGAGGGAAGGCCGAGGCUCGGCGGCGGCUAAGGAGUCUUUCAACUUCUUGCUCAAGUUCCUCUCUACCUUCUCUGGUGAAGAUCCUCAACGACUCGCUGACGUCAGGGAAUAUGCUGUCAGAGCGGCGGUGGAGUAUAUCAAGGCUACCGAUAUCUUCCAGUGCGACUUGUUGGAUAUGGCGGCGGUGUGUCAACUCGAAAGCGAUCCCGACUACGCCCACGUGUAUCGGCUUCUGAAGAUCUUCCUGACGCGCAAGCUGGAUGCGUAUCUGGUCUUCGUCGACGAGAUGGGUGUGGCAGUCAUUGAAGCCCUAGGACUGAAUCACGAGGAGUGCGUGACGAAGAUGAGGUUGAUGUCCCUGGCUGCGCUCGGCGUUGAGGCGCCCAACGGCGAGAUUCCGUAUGACGUAAUUAGGCGGAAUCUGGAGAUUGACGAAGACGAAGUGGAGAUGUGGGUAGUACGCGCGAUCAGUGUCAAGCUCUUGGAGGCGAAGAUGGAUCAAAUGAGAGAAGUGGUUGUGGUUAAUAGAUGCUUGCAGCGGGUCUUCGGGCCAUCGCAGUGGGUCGAUUUGAGGGCCAAGCUUCUGCAAUGGCGGGAGAACCUGGCCAGCGUUGUGAGGAUUGUUCAUCAUGCCAGGGUUGAUGGGAAUGGAGUGCCGAGAGAAUUGCAGCAGCAGGUGACUGCGUAACGUCGUCGAGUACUGGUCGUGAUUGUUCAUCAUCACACCAUCGUCAUCACCACACUACAAUCGAUGGGAAGACGGAGCAAGUGUCAUCAGCAUAUUGUCAAAACCCUAAGUUCUCUCUUCUGGUAUUGAUUGCGUUGAAAUGAUGCUGCGGCAUGUUUUCUGAAUCGAAUCGACGGCGGAGUCUCUUCCCUUUCUUUCCCAGUACACACAGAUGUGUCUCGAUGGUUCUGUUGUUGCGCUUGUUGGGUAGUCCUGCUGCUCAGACAGCUAUUUACAUGCUUUGUCGGCUAUGGCGGAAGGUGGUUCCUCCGGCCUGGGCUUCCCCCUCCCCCCCGUCCCCCCUCCUUGGCUGUUUGCAAUAGAACCCUUAUGGUGGUGAGGGUGCUUCUUUCUUCUGAUGACUGACUAUCGUUUGCUACCCCUGUUUCCUGUCUAUCUCCAAAUCGGUUACACUUUUCUUCUCAUUCUUCUUCUUCUUCUUCUUCUUGUUUUCCUGUUGUUGUUGUUGUUGUUCUUCUUCUUCAUCCUCCGGUUCCAUUUUCUCAUUUUGCUAUGGCGGCGGGUGUCUCGUCUAUCGUCUGUCUUCUGUCUUCCAGGUUCGUCUCUGUCUCUCGUCUCGUUAAGGAUCUCGUCUCAACCCUCUCCUGUGGCAUCAACUAGGGUUUCUGUGGCCAUCGUAAGGUGGUUAUGGAAGUGCAAUCAGGUCUGAUUAAGGAAGGUUCAGAUGAAAACUAAAUUUGAUCAGUGGAAGGACGAUCUAAUCUUGGGUUCGUUCCCACCGAAGUUCAGGAAAAAUCAAACGUGAUCUGGAAUCCUUACGGGAUCGGUUAUGGGUGUGUGUGUGUGUCUUAUCCCAUCAACGAUUCUUCUUGGAAGAGGUGAGAUGGGGUAACGAGCCUAAACCGGACGUGAGAGUUGAGAUGAAUGUAAAGAGAUUGAUGGGAUAUCGAGCCGAAUCAGAACGAUGUUAAUGCCCUGCUAUGGCUGCCAGAGAGAGCUGUGGUGGAUCCAGUGGGGAAGGAGGAGAGAAGAAGCAAUGGGAGCGGGAGUGGUGGCGAACGAGGAGGAGAAAAAAAGAGAAGCACCGGCCGAUCGGGUGAAUUGAUUUUGCGAUGUGUGGGGGGAGGAGGAGAAGAAGAAACGAUCGGAGUGGGAGUGGAGGCUGCCAGUGGGUGAAUUGAUUUUGGGGCCUGCUGCCAUUUGAAUCCGAAAGAUUUGUCCUUCCUGUUGUUGUGUGAUUUAGGGUGAAGUGAAUUGAUUGCGAUUAUUGGGAUUGCCGUCGCUGUUUUUUUUGGGCAGGAUCCAGGUGACUGACUGUAUAAGAGUGUGUUCAUUUUUGAAUAUGAAUCUCCCGUUCGCGGAAGGUUCGCGGAAUGUUCGCGGAGGGUUCGCGGAAGGUUCGUGGAAGUUUCGGAGUGAGAUGAGGUAUUGACGAAUAAGGCGGUUGAAUGGCAUGCAGUUGAUUUUGAUAUCCAAGUCGUGAAAGAUAAUCCCCCACCUUUGUACCCAUUAUCUUCCACCCCUCGUAUGUUACUUGGGGGUGUAUCUCCCUCUCUGUCCUCUCUCCUUUCUCUCACCCUCCUUCCGGACGUCUUGUCUUUUUUCCCGCCUUUUUUGCCCUCGUUUCAUCCUCGUUAUGUGUGUGUUUUCCCGCUUUUUGUUUUUGCCCUUCUCGUUUCAUGCUCGUUAUGUGUGUGUUUUCCCGCUUUUUGUUUUUGCCCUUCUNGUGUGUGUUUUCCCGCUUUUUGUUUUUGCCCUUCUCGUUUCAUGCUCGUUAUGUGUGUGUUUUCCCGCUUUUUGUUUUUGCCCUUCUCGUUUCAUCCUCGUUAUGUGUGUUUGUUGGCUUAACAUUCUCAUCAUCUGUGCCUGGACAUUAUGUCGAAUGCAAUGCGCAGGGAAGGGUGUGUGAUGGACAAAAGGAGUCGCUUGCGGGGGAGGGGGGAAGGAGGAGGGGGGGGGAGGACAAUUUUCAAGGGGUUUGCCCAGGGUAGGUU
Chara braunii is the source of this 3695-nucleotide messenger RNA. The record is from the annotation of a GenBank genome assembly. NCBI's taxonomy places the organism in Eukaryota, Viridiplantae, Streptophyta, Charophyceae, Charales, Characeae.